Molecule: messenger RNA, 1158 nt
Organism: Aspergillus japonicus CBS 114.51
Lineage: Eukaryota; Fungi; Ascomycota; Eurotiomycetes; Eurotiales; Aspergillaceae
Product: NAD(P)-binding protein
Exons: 5
Coding region: 43-1158 (371 amino acids)
Molecular function (GO): oxidoreductase activity, acting on the CH-OH group of donors, NAD or NADP as acceptor
Source: RefSeq, a predicted model, not a curated record
CCCGUCAAUUGGUUUACAUUGUAUCUUCCUCCAUUACCAACCAUGGACCCCCACAGCACAUCCCGCGAAAAGCUCCUGAUAACCGGCGCGACCGGCUACAUCGGCUUCAAAACCCUUCUCACAGCCCUCUCCCGCGGCUAUAGCAUUCUUGCCCUGGUUCGAAAAGACAGCGACAUCUCCGACCUCCAAUCCAGAAGCGCCGCUAUCACUGAAUCCGUUCGGUCAGGACAACUGGAGUUCGCUAUUGUUCCGGACUUCCUAGCCGACGAUGCCGUCUACGAUGUUCUGAGGGGAUCCGGGGUGGCGGUGAUUGUUCAUUUGGCGUCACCGUUGGCUCCUCAGACGGAGAAUUAUGAAGAGGAUAUUAUCCGCCCUGCUGUUUCAAUGGUAACGGUGUUUCUUGAGGCCGCGAGAAGGGUGGAGAGUGUGAGGAGGGUUGUUGUUACGUCUUCUUGCGUGACCCUCAUCCCCUUCGAGUGGAACUUCAAUCCAGACUCCGAGAGACUCUAUACCGCAACCGACCUAAAUCCAACCCUAACCAGCACCCCAGCCUCCCCCAUGGAAGCCUACUGGAUCUCCAAAGCGCUGGCCCGAAAAGCCAGUCGUGAUUUUGUGGAAACCCAUCGCCCUAGCUUCGACUUCGUAAACCUCCUCCCCGGCGUGGUCAUCGGACCCGAUGACCGUCUUAUCCCAUCGCCCACGAACAAGACCGUGAAGAGUGGUGAUGUGCUACAGGGAACGAGGAGGUCCGUUCUUGCGCCCGUGUUGACCGCUGAUCUGAGUAGUUCAUUUCCUUAUGUGGGCGUGCCGGUGCAUGUGGGUGAUGUGGCGAGGGCACACAUCGAUGCUGUUGAUCGGCAGAGGAUUCCCGGGAAUAGCGAGUUUAUUCUUGUUUCGGACGCUGAUGCUGACGAGGGUGUGGACUGGGAGGAGGGUGCUCGGGGGGUUGUGCGGACAUACUAUGGGAAGGAGCUUGAGGAGGGAUUGUUUCCGAUGGAAGGGAGCUUGGAGGCGAUUCGCUGGAGGGUUGAUACGAGGGAGACGGAGAGGGUGUUUGGGUGGCGUCUUUUGGGGUUCCAAGAGACUAUAAAGGCGCUUGUUGCGCAGUGGGUUGGGUUGAAGAGGUUGGAGACGUCAGUGGAGGCUGGAUGCGAGUAA